Neltuma alba is the source of this 1434-nucleotide messenger RNA. Its product is annotated as probable CCR4-associated factor 1 homolog 7. The record is from RefSeq and is a predicted model, not a curated record. Gene Ontology annotation, cellular component: CCR4-NOT complex. Lineage: Eukaryota; Viridiplantae; Streptophyta; Magnoliopsida; Fabales; Fabaceae. The coding region runs from base 408 to 1229 and encodes 273 amino acids. The transcript is spliced from 3 exons. Gene Ontology annotation, molecular function: nucleic acid binding; poly(A)-specific ribonuclease activity.
CAAACUUUAAGGGGAGUGGCAUGGUCAGAACUGAGAAGCGAACGACUGGUAUUAUGUUGUCGCAGCCCAACUAGCAAACGACUUCAUAACUACCAUCGUGGCGAGCCCUUUUCAGUCGGUGAGCCGCCCUUGCCCUUGUAGUCGGUAAUCCAGGACACCCCGCCCGCGCCUUUUUCUUUCUCUCCUGUCUGUGGUCAAUUCUUGGAUUUUUUCUUCGCGAAGCAAAAUUUUCGAUUCUAAGUGUGAGAUCUGCGAAAUUCAAGCCUUUCUUUCUUCAGUUCAAGAUCUAGCCGGAUCUUGAAGAUUACUCUGUGAUUCGAGGCUUUAUUCCCCCAAAUCUGCUUUAGGUCCCUAGAUCUGGGGUUGAUUGCAUUUUCCGCCUUGGUGUUUGGAUUUGUUUGUCGGAAAUGUCAAUACUACAGAAAGGCGAUUCGGUUCAAAUCAGGGAGGUUUGGAAGGACAAUCUUGAUGAAGAGUUUGCGUUGAUCCGUGAAAUUGUUGACGAAUAUAAUUACAUCGCCAUGGACACGGAGUUCCCCGGUGUGGUUCUUCGCCCGUUGGGUAAUUUUAAAAACAUCAAUGAAUAUAACUAUCAAACACUGAAGGACAACGUUGAUAUGUUGAAGUUGAUCCAACUGGGGCUCACCUUCUCCGAUGAGCACGGAAAUCUUCCUACUUGCGGCACUGACAAAUGUUGCAUUUGGCAAUUUAACUUUCGCGAGUUUAACGUUAGCGAAGACAUCUUUGCGAGUGAUUCAAUUGAACUACUGCGCCAAUGUGGAAUUGAUUUUAAGAAGAACAAUGAGAAGGGCAUUGACGUGAACCGAUUUGGGGAGCUUCUGAUGUCUUCAGGGGUGGUGUUGAACGAUCAAGUCCGUUGGGUCACAUUUCACAGCGGGUACGAUUUUGGUUACCUCCUUAAGUUAUUGACCUGCCGCAGCUUGCCUGAUACACAAUCGGGAUUCUUUACUUUGAUCAACACGUACUUCCCUACGUUGUAUGAUAUUAAGCAUCUGAUGAAGUUCUGCAACAACCUCCACGGAGGAUUGAACAAACUCGCAGAAUUGUUGGAAGUGGAGAGGAUUGGUGCUUGCCAUCAAGCCGGGUCCGAUAGCUUACUCACGUCUUGUACAUUUAGGAAGUUAAGGGAUGUGUUCUUCAAUGGCUCCACAGAGAAGUAUUCUGGGGUCUUGUACGGGUUAGGUGUCGAAAGUGGACAGGCUAAUUGAAAGAAAUAUAAUUGGUUGUAGAGUAACGAGUGUGAGCUUUUUGCUUGUGUACACCCCUGCCAAAAAGUCGUCGUUUUCUUGUAACCUUUCGUCUUUGCUUGAUCUGCCACUGAAACCUUGGUGGUUUUGUAGCUUGAGUUCUUUGUAAAUCGCUUCAGUUAGUGUUUCAAUAAUAACUUAUGAUAAUUCCUUAGGAUUGCAGCCA